Messenger RNA from Phascolarctos cinereus (koala), 3324 nucleotides. NCBI's taxonomy places the organism in Eukaryota, Metazoa, Chordata, Mammalia, Diprotodontia, Phascolarctidae. The record is from RefSeq and is a predicted model, not a curated record.
CCUCUCAGUCGCCUCAGGACGUCGAAGAAGCAGGUCAAGGAAAGUCAGGGAGCUUCAGUGACCUGCCCACGGGCAAGUGCCGGCAAAGGAGAGGUCAGAAAAUGUCUGGAAAAGACAGAGAUCCGUGUGUAAAGUUUCUGAAGGCUCAGAGAAACUCUGAACUUUUUUUUGCAGCUUUUGGGUCUAUGAGGGAAUAUCUGUCCGAAGAAUAUCUUCAAACUCUUACAGAAGAAGAGGCAUUGAAUAUAAAAGAGAAUGACAAAUCACUUUAUAUCUGUGACCCAUUUAGUGGCAUUGGCUUUGAUCAUCUCCAAAAGAUUGGCUGUAGAAUUGUUAGCCCACAAGUAAUUAUAUUUUGCAUACAGCAUCACCGAUGCAUCCCAAAAUCGGAGUACCCAGUUUACAAUAUGAUUAUGGCAGAUAUAAUUAUUUCUUGUACAAGCCUCCACAAAGAAACAAAGAAAGAAAUUCAUAAAUAUGUACAAAUGAUGGGUGGACGAUUCUGCAGAGAUUUGAAUAUGUCAGUCACUCACGUUAUUGCUGGGCAAGUCGGCAGCCAAAAAUAUUUAGUGGCUGCAAGCCUAGGGAAACCUAUUAUGCUCCCUACUUGGAUAAAAGAGCUUUGGAAGAAGUCACAAGAGAACUGUAUGGCACGAUGUAAAGAUAUAAAUAUGGAACAUUUCAAGUGCCCUUUGUUUCUUGGCUAUACGAUUUGUGUGAGUGGCUUAUGUGCCCUGGAAAGAAGGGCAAUCCAGCACCUCACAACUGAACAUGGAGGUCACUAUAUGGGACAUCUGCAAAUGAAUGAAUGCACACACCUCAUUGUUCAAGAACCAAAAGGUCAGAAAUAUGAAUAUGCCAAAAGAUGGAAUAUACACUGUGUGAGAGUUCAGUGGUUUUAUCACAGUAUUAAAAAGGGCUUUUGUCAAGAUGAAGCUAUGUACAAGACAGAGCCUGUAUUAGAAACAAAGAGUGAGCCAUGUAUUUCAACUGCUCUGGGCCAGAACAAUGAAGCUAGUGGUUACAUUAAUGAAUCUACACAUAAUUCAGUUAUGAACAGCAACCUGGGAUCUCUUCUUGAGAAUCUACAAAAUCUGGAUAUCAGCGCAUUUCAAGCACCUGUGAAUUUACUAGACGGCUGUCGGAUAUACCUUUAUGGGUUUCGUGACAGAAAGUUAGAUCAAGAUAAACUAAGAAGACUUAUUAAUUGUAGUGGUGGAAUUUGCUUUAAUCAGCUCAAUGAUGAUGUGACCCAUGUUAUUGUUGGAGAUUAUGAUGAUGAGUUAAAACAGUUUUGGACUAAAUCAACACACAGGCCUCGUAUAAUGGAAGCAAAAUGGUUGCUGGAGUGUUUUAAUAAAGGUUAUCUGCUUUCUGAGGAGGAAUAUAGCCAAUUGAAUUGCCAGCCAGUCGAGAUACCUAUAUCAGAACAACCAGGAAUGAAAAGGAAUAACAGUUUUUCCGAGAUAGAAUUUGCAGAUGCUGAAAAGCAUCAGCAAGCUGAUGAAGACUUACUCUCUCAGAAUGACAAUGAGGACAUGAUAGUAGAUGAUGAUGAGAUGUCUGGAGCUGAGGUCUUUAAUGAUCCCUCUCAUAUUACUGUACAAAUGGAAAAUCAGUCUUCCUUUGGCUACAACUUACUGCCUGAGACUCCUACAAUUAUUGAAGGUUUAUUUAGCCAGAAGAAUUUCCUUGUUGUAGGUUUUAGUGAAGAAGAUGAAUCUUUCAUUGCCAAUGCUAUUAAAGAAAAUGCUGGAAAAAUAUUGCCCCUCCAAAGUAGAAUGCUUGCCAACUAUGUCGUGGUUCCUUUGCUGGGGUGUGAAGUGGAGUCAGCUGUAGGAGAAGUUGUUACAAAUACUUGGCUGAUUACUUGUAUUGAACAACAAAACAUUUUUGAUCCAGAGUCAAAUCCACUUUUCAUGCCAGUACCAGUAUUGGAAGGAAGUGGUACUCCUCUAGAAAACUGUGUCCUUUCCUUCAGCCAAUUUAUUGGAGCAGAGAAAGAUUCCUUGGUAUACUUAGCAAGCCUGCUUGGAGCAAGAGUUCAGGAAUUUUUUGUGUGCCAGGGCAGUGCGAAGAAUGACAUGCUUGCCAGUACCCAUCUUAUAGUGAAACAACCAGAUGAUUCUAAAUAUCAGGCUGCACAGAAAUGGGGAUUACCUACAGUGUCCAUGGCUUGGAUUUUGGAGACUGCUAAGUUGGGGAAGAGAGCAGAAGAAUACAAGUUUCUGGUUGGAAAUCUGCCCAAACAAGAGUGAUACUACUUUAUACAGAGAGGAAAAAAAUCCUUCACAAGACAACCCAAGAUAAGCAAUUAUACCUUCACCAACCUACUACAAUGCUUUAAUAAAAGCUGCUUCUUUUGAUGACAUAAUAGAAUAGUUCCAUGAAAGUAAUGAUAAAGCCUGCACAGCACUAUUUAUGCCACCCUUUUAUUGCUCAGGGUUUAUACAUGGCUUUAUAGACAAUGCCUUUCUUGUGAUCCUGGUCAAAUAUUAAGGACUCUGUUAUUAUGAACGUCUAUUUCCUAAACUUAGUCAUUUCUAUUUUGCUUUUUUUGUUCCAUCUGGAUUCAUGGCUGGGAAUCCAAUUUGUAUAAUUGUUUUAGGAUUCUAUUUAAUAAGCUACUGUGCAAACACAUUUUUCAGUCUGAUUUUUGAUAAUAUACAGUUACCUGACAACUGUCCACAAAAGAAUAUUUCUGUCAGUUGCCAAUAUGAUAUCUGUGGCAUUGUUACAAGUCCAUGUAGAAGAGUUAUGCUAGUCUUUCUUCCUCAAAUGGAAGGCAGAAAUGGCAUCUCUGCUAGGCUUAGUUAUUCUUUCUGUGAUGAAAAUUUCUAGAAGCAUUUGUUCACUUUGAAGCUGAAUUUCUUGGGAUGUAAUGUCCCAACGUUUACUGUUAUCUUUUGCUAUGGUAGAAUGAGAAAACAUUAAUAUACAAGUAGACAAAAAUGUAAGUUUUUAAGUUUAUCUCUGCUGUGAUGUUUGUUUUUAUAUCUUACGACCCUCAUGCUUUUUUUUUCUUUCCACUUUUCAAGAGUACUUGUCCCUAAGUGAUGGUAAGAGCAACUAUCACCUGGACAAAGCAGUCCCAAGUCACUAAAAUUAUUGCCACCACUCACUGCUGCAUUAUUCCUGUGGUCUAUGGGUUUUCAAAUGAGACAUUUUGAAAAUGUCUCUACCUUUUCCAUCCCUAUAAGUAAUAAUGAAAUUCAUUUCAAUGAGGAAUUGUAACAACAGUUGCCUACAAGAAGCCAGCUGUGCCAUUCUACUGGAUUUAAACUGUGUUCAAAUGUAUACUGAAUAAAGUUUCAUUUAAUUUCA